This is a messenger RNA of Caretta caretta (loggerhead turtle), 2310 nucleotides long. RefSeq lists its product as uncharacterized. Gene Ontology annotation, biological process: leukocyte chemotaxis; induction of positive chemotaxis. The record is from RefSeq and is a predicted model, not a curated record. Gene Ontology annotation, molecular function: CD4 receptor binding; cytokine activity. Lineage: Eukaryota; Metazoa; Chordata; Testudines; Cheloniidae.
UGGGAGAGCGAGACUGUGGUGGUGGUUGGGGGUGCCCAGGCCAGGCCAUGUCGCACGGAGACGGAGCAGGGUCCUGCAGGUGGAGGGUCCAGGGAAUCAACCCCACUUUGGCCUCUGCUUCCAACAGGUCCAGGUGGGACGCAGUAGCCCCAGGCACCCUGCGGUCGGCAUCAUCUCCUCAGUCGCUGCCCCGGACCUGUCGGGCGAGGCUGGGAGGCCCCGUCACUCUGGGAAGAAGCCCAGUGCACGGGGGAGCAUCCCCCCAGGAGGGACGUGUAGGGAUUGGCUGGGGGAGGCUGAUGGAUCCAGCAGGACCGGCUACGCGGGACCCAGUGGGAUCAGCUGGGGAUCCCUGAGCCGCCCCGUGGGACUUGGACUCGGAGCUCUCUGACCCGCUGCUGGGAAUGGAGCCAGACGCUGCCCAGCCCCCCUGCCUGGGCCCUGGCCCUGGUCAACCUUGUCCUGGGAGCUGGGCUGCCACAGCCAGGCCUCGGAGAGCUGGGAGCGGUGAUGUCCCGCAGGGGCCAGGGCCCUCCCGGCUUUUCCAAGUCAGGCCCCUGCAGGAGGCGUCAGCCCAGAGGGCCCUUGGCCUCUCGUGCCUCAGCCUGCAGGAGCGGAUCAGACGCUUCCAGAAGAGCUUGGCUGCAAGCGAGGAACCCAGCCCCCGGGCCCCCAGCCCCAGGGCCCGGGGGCGGGCGGGCCAGGAGCCGAGGCCCAGUGGAAGGGACUGGCCGCCCCGCAGGAGUGAGGAGAGCGUCCUGUCCAGCAAGGCCCCAGGCUUGUGCCCCAGCAGCUCCAGGCCCCCUGCCCAAAAGGAGCGGACGGAACCAGCUGGGGAGACGCGGCCCCCGCCCGGCGGGACCAGGGGCCCCAGCGUGGGGCCAGGCUGCUCUGUGCGGGAGCAGGUUCGCUCCAUCGAGCUGCGCUUUGGGGCGAGCCAGGCUCCCUGGGCGGCCGCUGCCCCCCGAGGCAGAAGUGGGCUGACGGGGGCCCCAGCAGCUGGGCCCCAGCGAAGCCGGGCAGCCUGGGGUGGGGAGAAGGAGCCACGGCCCCCUGGGAAAGGGCAACGAUCCUCAGCCCUGCCAGCUAGGCUGUGCCUGCCCCAGCCAGAGCCACCAGCCCCUGAGCGGCCCCAGGGUGGUAGGAAAGACAAUGCAGCACUUCGCCUGGGGGCACUGAGGGCAGGAGCCAGAGCUCCAGGGCUGCCCCAGGCCCCCCCAGACGCCCGCAGACCCAAGGCGGCCCAGGGGGAAGGUCCAGCUGGUGAGGGGCUGCCGGGGACCGGGCCUGCUGGGGGGCCAUUGCAGAGCCACCUGCCCAGGCGUGGACCCCUGACAUCCUCCCUGCUCCCUGCAGAGGGCAGGGCCCCAGAGCCGCCCCCAGCCCUGCCCCUCGCUCCCUGGGGCCUGGGGGAGUCCGACGGGGACGACUCUGACUCCACAGAGUCCUCACUCACCACCCCCAGUGAGCAGAGGCAGCCCCACGGCCGGAGCUUCGCCCUCAGGAAGGAGGCGCCCUUGGAUGAGGGAUGCUCAGCAUCACUGAACUCCAGCCUGUCCAGCCUGUCCGUGGUGUCCCCGAUCCCAGCCCAGGACCUGGAGCAGCUGCUGCAGGAGGUGAAGGGCCUGGGAGAGGAGAGCCUGCAGCACCUCAAGGAGAUCCAGGUGGUCGUGCUGCACAAGGACGAGGGGGCCGAGCUGGGCUUCAGCGUUGCAGGGGGGAGCGACCAGCACAAGAGGGUGACGAUCCACCGCGUCUUUGCCAGCGGCCUGGCCGCCCAGGAGGGCACCAUCCAGCCGGGGGAUGAGGUUCUCUCCAUCGACGGGCACUCGCUGACAGGCUGCAGCCAUGGGGAGGCGCUGCAAACGCUGCACCGGGCCCAGGCCGCCCGGCAGGCCAUUGUGGUGCUGCGGAAGGGGGCAGUGGAUGGGCUCCCCAACGGCUCCCUCCCAGCGCCGGUCCCACAGCCCCCUCCAUCAGCACCGGGGGGCCCUAAGGACCUACUGCAGCCUGGGGACGAGCUGCUCCAGAUCGGGGAGAGGAGCCUGCAGGGGCUGAUGUGGCUCGAGGCCUGGCAGCUCAUCAGGGCCCUGCCCAUGGACCCGUCCAGCUCCUCGUGAGAAAGAGGGGGAAGCCCUGAUGGCCGUGAGAUCUGCACUCAGACUGGACUUGAGCCCCCAACAGCGCUGGCAUCUCCAGAUGGCUGGGGCAGACACAGACAUGGUUUUCUCUGCUGGGGUCUUGUUUCCUGGGCCUCAGUUUCCCUGUUCAUAGAAUGAGGAACAUAAUCCUGCCUUCGUCUGGCCUGUU